GACAGUCUCUUUCUAUAGCUUGUGUAUGAAAUCUAUUUUAUUGCUCGCAAUGGUGACGUUUACGGAUAUUAAUAUGGCAGGCACGCCACCUACUUCUUCGUUGACAUGCAAGGCAGUGAUAUAUUACAGCCUGUUGCACAUUAAUAUCUCGCGUAAAGUUAUUCUUUCUUGGCGUGUAUUGUACAGGUAUGUAACACGUGGUUACUAAGCAACUGAAGAGAAAGGAUGCGGUUGCUAAGAUACUAACGCGGAACUGCCUGUCGGCUGCAGCAUCUGCACAUGAUGUCCAACGCUGUUCAGGACUGUCGAUGGUCCAGAAGAAGGUAACGCACUUAAGAUGAGAUUGCAUUUUUCAAGCCAAAAGAUGUAGAAGAGCCCCCAGAAGGUUUCACCUGAACUGACAAGCUCGACUUUGCCUAAACCCACAUAAACAGAACCGUCUUCUUACUCCCAUAAACUAUACUCGGUCUAUAUAGCUAUUUACCAUUGCGGUCGUACGAGAUUACUGCGCUACGAACUGUAGCUUGAGCAAUGACCAGCUGUUGUAAAUUGUAUAUAUUGUAGCGCACAUUCCAGUACAUACAGAAUUAUUUCAGGGUACGCGGCUACUUCUGUAGGUCACGUCACAAAAAGCCCGUAACAUCGCUGUGUCAAUAGCAGGACCGUAUCUGCCUAUAUGUCUCUGUAGGCUGCUUGAGCAAAGUUAGUAACCAACCCCUACGCCACAGAUAUUUCGCUAGCAAAAGCAUUUAACCACGUCAAACAAAUCAAAACGAGGGUUGAUCAAAGUUGCCUAUACAACGCUGAAACACCUGUAUGUGCUGUAUCUCCCAAAGCUACGCAAACAAAACCAUUGUUUUGUGUGUCAUUUUACUGGGCGUUACUGGGUUCUAUUAAGAAGCUACAAUAUGUAUCGUCAUUAUUAUAUAAACAUUAUUAUUAAUUUUAAUUUAGGUUUAAAUUCUAUUAAAUUGUGUGUUUGCAGCUUACUGCUCUCUCCUUUGCGACUGAUGCAUUUGUAAAACAGGUUUGGGAAUUGGUAGGCUACCACGGUAGUCAACGGUGACGGCAAGAAGUUAAUUUGUAAAGGCAACACGAUUGCAUUUGACGAUAAACUGCCUUAUUUGAGCUGUGCGGCUACGUGUGCUGUCACAUCUCAUCCACACUCUGAGCCUUUUCGGAUGCUGUGAAGGUUGCCGAAUUGUCAUUUCACGCAGACGAGGCUCCUGGCGUAGCCAAUGUUUUUCCAUUCUUUCUUACGCGGAGGCAUUGAUUUUCGUCUUGUGCAAGCUGACGGGCGUUUUGACCCUGUGAUGUGUCGGUGUUCUCUCGCGGAAAAGAGGGGGAUGUUUUCACAGUGUACCUCGCUCUUGCCACCUGAGCCACUUAUCUGCGGGCGUGAGGCGAACGAAUUGAACUCAAGCAGAGCUUCCUCUGGUCAAUAACGCAGGUGGAUCUGCGGAGCACUGGAAUCCACAACGCACACUGAUCUGAGCGUCUGACCUGCGCUUUACAAGAAACCCGGGGGGUGUUGGCCUAUGAAUGGGACCGCACCGUGCCCGCUGCCGCCGCCUCUGCCCCUGCUGCGACUAUGAGGCUCCCGGGCGCCAUCUUGAAUGCACUGGCCCGUGGCUUGCGAGAACAGGGAGGGCGGGGCGGGAGGCAGAGGGCGCGGCGGGGGCGGCGGGGGCGCGUCGCCGCCCUUCCGGAUCGCGGUGCUCGGGGCGCAGGGCGUGGGGAAGACCGCCAUCGUGCGCCGCUUCCUCUGCGAUGACUACCGCGAGGCGCCCUCGCCCGGCCGCGCCCGCCGCGUCUACCUGUCGGCCGCCGUCCUCAACGGGCACGUGCACGACCUCCAGAUCACCGACUACCCCGCCAUCCCCGCCUUCCCCGGGAGCAGCCUGCAGGAAUGGACCGACUCCUGUUGCCGAGGCAUCCGCAGCGCCCACGUCUACAUCCUGGUCUACGACAUCUGCUGCUUCGACAGCUUCGAAUACGUCAAGACCAUGCGCCAGCAGAUCCUAGAGACCAGGGUGCUGGGCACGGCGGAGACGCCCAUCCUGAUCGUGGGGAACAAGCGGGACCUGCAGCGCGGGCGGGUCAUCCCGCGGCACAACGUCUCGGACCUGGUGCGCAAGAGCUGGAAGUGCGGCUACGUGGAGUGCUCGGCCCAGUUCAACUGGCACAUCCUGCUGCUGUUCAGCGAGGCGCUGCGCAGCAUGGGCUGCGCCCGCUGCAAGCACGUCCACGCCACCAUCCGCUUCCAGCGCGCCCUGCGGCGGGAGCGCUGCGCCGUCAUGUGACCCUGCCCUCCUGGGGGGGG
Anguilla anguilla (European eel) is the source of this 2323-nucleotide messenger RNA. RefSeq names its product ras-like protein family member 10B. Gene Ontology annotation, molecular function: GTP binding; GTPase activity. Bases 1617 to 2303 code for a protein of 228 amino acids. The record is from RefSeq and is a predicted model, not a curated record. The transcript is spliced from 4 exons. NCBI's taxonomy places the organism in Eukaryota, Metazoa, Chordata, Actinopteri, Anguilliformes, Anguillidae.